AUGCGUUUUCCUAUUCAUUUCUUCUGUAGUACCGUUCUUAUGUUCUCCUUGGGUUUACUCCGUUAUUAUCGAAUUUUACCUCAAUUACUGCAAUCAUCAACAUCUGCUAAGACAGCAAUGGAAGAAUUCUGUAACAAACACCAAGAAAAUGUUACUUUCUACAAGGGAUUAAUUAUACAAAGUUCGAAAUUGAAUACAUUGGUGUGUCUUGCGCCAAAAACCGGUACUACAAACCUGAUUCGCAUUUUUCAUGCAAGUCUCUUCAAUACAAACCACAGUGUUCAAGAAAAUGCAAAGUGGAUGCAUCAAUUCGAUCGUUUUGAUGUUUGGAGUAAACUAUAUCCAACUCUCGAAAAUUUUACUGUCAUUAAUACUCCUAAAACAUUGUCAAAUCUUAUUACUGAGAAACGCCUCUUCAAGUUUCUGUUUGUGCGACAACCUCUACGACGAAUCUAUUCGGUUUAUCACGAUAAAUUUAACAAUACAAGUCGUGAUUCAAAAUCAACAUAUUGGGUGGAUAUGCGUCGUCUAAUUUUGAAACAAAUGAAUAAAUCCAACGAUGAUCUUCUAGAUUUUCGUACGUUCUUGCAAUAUAUCGUUCAUUCGAUUUCACACGGUUUCGAAUUGGAUAAUCAUUUUGAUUCUAUUUACAAGUUAUGUGGUAUAUGCUCAAUCAAAUAUGAUUUUGUCGGCAAAGUUGAAAAUAUGGAGUACGAUGGUCCAAAGAUACUUGAUCAGUUAAGAAUUUCACAUCGUCUUACAUUUCCAUCACGACAACUUGAUGAUAGAGAAGGAAUAACUAUGACAGAUGACGAUAUACUCCAAGUGUUUCGAAAUACGUUAAAAAAUGAGAAUCAUGUACAGAUUUUAAUUGAAUAUUUUCUGAAGGAUUUCCAAGCAUUUAACUAUCCAGUUCCUUCUAUCAUUAAACGACUUACAACUACACCUCAUUGUUCCACCGCUUCAUUAAUACCAUUUUAA
This is a messenger RNA of Adineta ricciae, 981 nucleotides long. NCBI's taxonomy places the organism in Eukaryota, Metazoa, Rotifera, Eurotatoria, Adinetida, Adinetidae. The record is from the annotation of a GenBank genome assembly.